Molecule: messenger RNA, 1269 nt
Organism: Linum trigynum
Lineage: Eukaryota; Viridiplantae; Streptophyta; Magnoliopsida; Malpighiales; Linaceae
Source: the annotation of a GenBank genome assembly
GGCACCUGGUGACACUCGUGCGUGUCGUCUCCGUAAGUCUCUAUAUGGUCUUCGGCAGGCUUCUCAGAACUGGUAUCACAAGUUCACGGCUGCCCUAUGUGAACUCCAGUUUAUGUCUUCCCCUGAAGAUCAUUCUCUGUUUAUCUAUCGUCGGGGGAGCAUCUUUGUGAUCACUCUCAUUUAUGUGGAUGAUGUGAUUCUCGCUAGUAACUGCAUGGAUUUCAUCACUUGUGUGAAGACAUUUCUACAUUCGAGGUUUACCAUCAAGGAUCUUGGUCCUCUUCUAUAUUUCCUAAGCAUUGAAGUUGCUAGAUUUGCCGAAGGAAUUGUUCUUAGUCAAUGCAAAUACGCGUUGGACAUUCUUCAGGAUGCUGGGUUACUAGCUGCCGCCCUAGCUCAUAUCCGAUUGAGCAAAAUCUUCAGCUUACUCGUCCUGCUGUGGCUUAUCAUCUGGACCCUUCUAUGUAUCGUCUCCUUGUUGGGCGUCUUCUCUAUUUGACCGUCACAUUCUCGGUCAGUUUGUCCAUGCUCCUACACGAGCACAUAUGGAGGUUGCGCAGCGAAUUCUCCGCUAUUUGAAGAACGCUCCUGGUCAAGGUCUGUUCUUCCCUUCUAAUAAUUCCUUGGAUCUUGUGGCUAACCGUGAGGCUGACUGGGGAGGUUGUCAAUCAACACGUCGUUCUACCACUGGUUAUGUUGUUACUCUUGAUGGGGUCCCUGUUUCAUGGCGCACUAAGAAGCAGCAGGUGGUGGCUCGCUCUUCUACUGAGGCAGAGUACCGUGCUAUGGCUAGCAAGGUCAGCGAGAUUAUAUGGUUACGCUGGUUGCUUGAAGAGCUUGGUGUGUCGCAGUCUUGAUCCACUCCUCUUCACUGUGAUAAUCAAGCUGCUUUGCACAUAGCGGCUAAUCCAGUAUUCAAUGAACGUACCAAACAUGUGGAGAUAGAUUGUUAUUUUGUUCGUGAGCGCGUGCAGUCAGUGCAUAUAUUGCCCCUAAAGAUCAGUUCGCAUCAUCAACUAGCUGAUAUGUUUACUAAUGGGCUUGGCGCAGAGCGGUUCAAUUUCCUUCUCUCCAAGCUGUGCGUUCGUAAUCUUCACGCUCCAGCUUGCGGGGGAGUAUUGGAGACUGCCGAUCAGCCCACUUCAGAGCCCACUGGCGGGUCAGCUCGGCCCAGUCCGGCCACUUUUUGCGCCCACGUACUAUCCAUGUUUGUCCACGCACAUGUAACCUUGUUAAUAAUGAGAAUGAGUAUAAAUCAUGUUGUAAGGC